AACAUUAUCUACAGACAUGGUACGGAGAAGUGGAGAAGCGGGCAUCACGCUGCCUCCCACCAAGGAUUGGCGAGCCCUCGAGCAGAUCCGGUGGUCUAAACUUGAACGAGAUAAUGAGAUGUUUAAGAAAAUACAAAGACACAGAUACAUGAAUAUAAUCAGAAGUAUUCAACUUGAAAAGAGUAUUAAAAUCAAACACUACAGCAGGAUAGAGGAGAAACUCAACCUAAAAAUGGAGAGACUUGCUAAGGUGAAGCAGCUGUACAACAUACCAAUGCAGGAGAGCUGCACGAUACACCGCAAGGCUAAGUCAUGUCCGCUGGUCAAAAGAGAACGUCUCCCCAGCCUAGAAUCCUCGUCUCGCACCUCUAUCUCCACCCCCACUACUCACUCCCCCGAGAUUAAAUCUAUAAAGAACGAGGAACCCGAGCCCCCGGUGGAGACACUGGAUGACACCUCGGUUAAAAGGCCGCCCUCAAUGGCCAAACUGGCAGUAAUGGUCCAGAACUUUCUAGAACCCCUGUGCCCGGUGCGGUCCAGUAUGGUUGGUAAACAGUACCAGGAUAGAGUGCGGCUAACUAAGUCCCUGUCAAUGCAGCCCGCAGUUAAAAGGGAGGCUCCACAAGUCGAGACCCCCAGCUAUAAGAGUAAGGACAAUCAAGCUGUAUUCAGACAAAAGUCCUUCUAUCUGACCACGUGAUGGUCAGUGGUCACGUGGGCACCUUUCUAGGAGCUGCUCCAAUUCUCCUCUUGAGAAGAUUUUUAGACUUUCAAACGGCUCCCUCCCGCGCCCCCGACCUGAUCGGUGGUGGAGUUCCAGAAUCUUUUGUAAACACUUUAUAUCUGGCGGAGGGCAGUUUCGUUUUGUGCUAUGAUAUAUAGUUGGAGGGACGUCCUACAAGGUCAGGCCAGCUACCAUUGCACAUGCACACCCCUCCACCCUGGAGAGGUGGUGACAGAGAGCAGUGCUGCAGCUUCAACAACGGAGCCUGUUUUAAUCGCACUUCUCAUUUUCUCUAUAACAAUGUUUGCCCGUUUUACCAUCUUAAUUAUCGUUUAACAUGCGUUCUUACAAAAUAUUUCAAGGAUUAUAUUAUUUCCACAAAAAUUUGUAA
Bolinopsis microptera is the source of this 1115-nucleotide messenger RNA. RefSeq lists its product as uncharacterized. The coding region runs from base 17 to 700 and encodes 227 amino acids. The transcript is spliced from 3 exons. Lineage: Eukaryota; Metazoa; Ctenophora; Tentaculata; Lobata; Bolinopsidae. The record is from RefSeq and is a predicted model, not a curated record.